Messenger RNA from Gastrolobium bilobum, 1158 nucleotides. RefSeq lists its product as uncharacterized. Bases 1 to 1158 code for a protein of 385 amino acids. The transcript has a single exon. The record is from RefSeq and is a predicted model, not a curated record. Lineage: Eukaryota; Viridiplantae; Streptophyta; Magnoliopsida; Fabales; Fabaceae.
AUGAGUCAUGUGGUAUUGCAAAAUGCCCCCGAUAAUCACAAAAUGACUUCACCAAAAAUUCAGAAAGAUCUUGCUCAAGCUUGUGCUGAUUUGACUUUUAAAGCAAUAAUUAUUGAUCUCGGCAAUGAUUACUUUUCGUUGUUAGUUGAUGAAGCUCGUGAUGUUGCAAUUAAAGAACAAAUGGCAGUUGUACUUUGGUAUGUAAACAAAAAGGGGUCCAUUGUUGAAUGUUUUAUUGGCAUAAUUCAUGUUUCAGAUACUACUGCACAAUCACUAAAAGCUGCGAUUGAUGGGUUGUUUUCUAAACUCGGUUUAAGUUUGUCUAAAUGUUGCGGUCAAGGCUAUGAUGGUGCUAGUAAUAUGCAGGGUGAACUCAAAGGGCUUAAGAGUUUGAUUUUGGCAGACAACAAAUCUGCAUUUUACAUUCAUUGUUUUGCUCAUCAGUUACAAUUGGCACUUGUGAAGGUUGCAAAACAUUAUAAGAAGAUUCAAGAAUUUUUUGACAUUCUUCAAAAGAUGGCUACCGUUGUGGGGGGUUCAUGCAAGCAGAAAGAAACUCUUUUAACGAAUCAAUAUGAGCAAAUAGUUGAAAGAAUUGCUCGCAGUGAAAUACUAACUGGAAAAGGUUUGAAUCAAGAAACAACCAUAAAGCGACCUAGAGACACUCGUUGGGGUUCCUAUUUUGGUACAGUUACAAGUGUUAUCUUAUUAUUUUCUCCAAUAAUUUCCUUGAUGAAAAUUAUUGAAGACGAGCCUACGAAUGAUGCUGCAAGAACUGAUGCAGGUUGCAUUUUGUAUGCCAUGGAGGAUUUUGAGUUUGCAUUCUUGUUGCAUCUUAUGAAACUUAUCUUGGGGAUUUCUUAUGAGUUGUCACAAGCACUACAAAGAAAAUAUCAAGACCUUUUAAAUGCAAUUGGUUUAGUAAAGGUAGUCAAGUCUCGCUUACAAGAGGUGAGAGAUAAUGGUUUUGAUGAAUUCCUUCAAGAAACGAACAUAUUUGCCAAUAAAUAUGAUAUUGACAUUCCAAAUAUGGAAGAUGUUUAUUGCCCUAAAGAGAGAUCAAGACGGAGAUUGGAAUCAUUCGCAUUCAUGCACUACUUUAAGGUGGAGUUAUUUAAUAGAGUGAUAGAUACUCAGGUUCAAGAGCUGGGUGAUUGA